AUGAUCCCAAUACGACCGUUCCGAAAGGGCGAGUCGCGUACAACCAAAAUCGAUCAAUCAGGCUUAUUCUCAUUCGUCACCUACAGUUGGGUAUUCCCCUACUUAUGGGCUGCUUUCAAGGGACGUUUGAGUCAGGAUCAAACAUGGAAUUGCAGUAUUUAUGAUUCGUCAACAGUCAAUAUGGCCAGAUUAGAGUAUUUAUGGAAUCAAGAAUUGGAGCAAAGGCCAUCCAAACCAUCGUUAUUCCGUGUCAUCUGUGUGUUUAUUAAGACACGAAUUGCGGUCGCAUGUCUUGUGUUUUCGUUCUGUCUUGUAUUCGGUUUUAUUGGACCAACUUGUUUCGUUGAAUUUGCACGUGUUUUAUCUUAUGGCGGCACUUGGGCCAUCAGCUACCGUACUGGUAUUCGAGUGCGUGGUGCCCUUUUGGCUCUUUUGUACAAAAAACUGAUCAACAUUGUUAACGUUUACGCGAAUGAUGCACAACGAUUAUUCGACGCGGUCACAUUCACUCCGUUAGUGCUUGUGGGGCCGUUGGUUCUGAUCGGAGGCAUCAUCUAUCUUUUAUGCAUUAUUGGUCCUUGGUCAUUGCUUGGUAUUUUGACGUUUCUCUUAUUUGAUGUGUUCCAGUUUGCUCUCGGCAAAACGAUGGUUCGAUUUCGAGCAUCAGCAAUCAAAAAGACUGAAAGACGAAUAAAUUUAAUGGGUGAAAUAAUUCGGUGUAUUCGAGUGAUCAAAAUGAAUUGUUGGGAGGAAACAUUCACUGAGAAGAUUGAAGGUUUGCAAAUUAUUCUCAUAUGA
Molecule: messenger RNA, 798 nt
Organism: Anisakis simplex (herring worm)
Lineage: Eukaryota; Metazoa; Nematoda; Chromadorea; Rhabditida; Anisakidae
Source: the annotation of a GenBank genome assembly